Messenger RNA from Glycine soja, 3846 nucleotides. Its product is annotated as probable sucrose-phosphate synthase. Gene Ontology annotation, biological process: sucrose metabolic process. Gene Ontology annotation, molecular function: sucrose-phosphate synthase activity; sucrose synthase activity. The coding region runs from base 1 to 3180 and encodes 1059 amino acids. The record is from RefSeq and is a predicted model, not a curated record. NCBI's taxonomy places the organism in Eukaryota, Viridiplantae, Streptophyta, Magnoliopsida, Fabales, Fabaceae. The transcript has 13 exons.
AUGGCAGGAAACGAUUGGCUGAACAGCUACCUUGAAGCGAUACUUGACGUCGGGCCUGGCCUGGACGAUGCCAAGUCCUCUCUGCUUCUCCGAGAGAGAGGCAGGUUCAGCCCUACUCGCUACUUCGUCGAAGAGGUUAUUGGCUUCGAUGAGACCGAUCUCUAUCGCUCUUGGGUUCGGGCUUCCUCCACCAGGAGUCCUCAGGAGAGGAACACCAGGCUGGAGAACAUGUGCUGGCGAAUUUGGAACCUCGCUCGCCAAAAGAAGCAGCUGGAGAGUGAGACAGCGCAGAGGGUGAACAAGCGUCGUCUGGAGCGCGAGCGAGGGCGCAGGGAAGCCACCGCGGAUAUGUCUGAGGACUUGUCGGAAGGAGAGAAGGGAGAUCCGGUGAGUGACGUGUCGGCUCACGGCGGCGACGCCGCCAACAACCGAGCCAGGUUGCCUAGAAUCAGUUCCGCUGAUGCCAUGGAGACUUGGGCCAACAGUCAGAAAGGGAAGAAGCUCUACAUUGUACUCAUCAGCAUUCAUGGCCUAAUUCGAGGCGAGAAUAUGGAGCUAGGACGUGAUUCUGACACGGGUGGUCAGGUUAAGUAUGUUGUGGAACUUGCGAGGGCAUUGGGAUCAAUGCCAGGAGUUUAUCGGGUUGAUUUGCUAACUAGACAAGUGUCGGCACCAGAUGUAGAUUGGAGUUAUGGGGAGCCGACAGAAAUGUUGUCUCCAAGAGACACAGAUGAUUUUGGAGAUGACAUGGGAGAGAGCAGUGGUUCUUAUAUCGUUCGUAUUCCCUUUGGUCCAAGAGAUAAAUAUAUUCCAAAAGAACUUCUCUGGCCUUACAUUCCUGAAUUUGUUGAUGGAGCACUUAACCACAUUAUACAGAUGUCCAAGUCUCUUGGGGAACAGAUUGGCAGUGGGCAUGCUGUCUGGCCUGUUGCCAUCCAUGGACAUUAUGCAGAUGCAGGUGACUCUGCUACUCUCCUAUCUGGCGCAUUAAAUGUUCCAAUGCUUUUUACUGGCCACUCACUUGGCCGAGACAAGUUGGAACAACUUUUAAAGCAAGGUCGACUAUCAAAGGAUGAAAUCAACACAACUUACAAGAUUAUGCGCAGGAUUGAAGCUGAGGAAUUGGCCCUUGAUGGUUCUGAAAUAGUCAUCACAAGCACUAAACAGGAAAUAGAAGAACAAUGGCGCUUGUAUGAUGGUUUUGAUCCUGUAUUGGAGCGUAAACUACGAGCAAGGAUCAGGCGUAAUGUGAGCUGCUAUGGGAGAUUCAUGCCUCGCAUGGCGACAAUUCCUCCUGGUAUGGAGUUCCAUCAUAUUGUUCCACACGAUGGCGAUAUAGAAGGUGAACCAGAAGGAAAUUUGGAUCAUCCUGCCCCCCAAGAUCCACCUAUUUGGUCUGAGAUAAUGCGCUUCUUUACCAACCCUCGCAAGCCUAUGAUACUUGCUCUUGCUAGGCCGGACCCUAAAAAGAACAUCACAACUUUGGUAAAAGCAUUUGGAGAAUGUCGUCCUCUUCGAGAGCUUGCCAACCUUACAUUAAUUAUGGGCAACAGAGAUGGAAUUGAUGAGAUGUCAAGCACAAAUGCUUCCGUUCUUCUCUCGGUACUUAAGCUGAUUGACAAGUAUGAUCUGUAUGGGCAAGUGGCCUAUCCUAAACAUCACAAACAAUAUGAUGUUCCUGACAUAUAUCGCCUAGCAGCAAAGACAAAGGGUGUUUUCAUUAAUCCAGCUUUCAUUGAGCCAUUUGGUCUUACCUUAAUUGAGGCAGCUGCUCAUGGUUUGCCAAUUGUUGCUACUAAAAAUGGAGGUCCUGUUGAUAUUCAUAGGGUACUUGACAAUGGUCUGCUCAUAGAUCCCCAUGAUCAGCAGUCUAUUGCUGAUGCUCUUUUGAAGCUUGUUAGCAACAAGCAACUUUGGGCAAAAUGUAGACAGAAUGGGUUAAAGAAUAUUCAUUUAUUUUCAUGGCCCGAGCACUGUAAGACUUACCUUUCUAAAAUAGCCACUUGUAAACCAAGGCAUCCACAAUGGCAGCGAAGUGAGGAUGGAGGUGAAAGUUCAGAAUCAGAUUCACCAGGUGAUUCCUUGAGAGAUUUACAGGACUUGUCUCUAAAUCUGAAGUUUUCAUUAGAUGGAGAGAAGAGUGAGGGUAGUGGAAAUGACAAUUCUUUGAAUUCUGAUGGAAAUGCUGCUGAUAGAGGGGCAAAACUAGAGAAUGCUGUUUUGUCAUGGUCAAAGGGCAUCUCUAAGGACAUACGCAAGGGUGGGGCUAUCGAAAAAACAGAUCAAAAUCCAAACGCUGGUAAAUUUCCUCCAUUAAGGAGAAGAAAACAUCUAUUUGUCAUUGCUGUGGAUUGUGAUACCACUUCAGGCCUUCUUGAAACUAUUAAAGCCAUCUUUGAGUCUGCUGGAAAGGAUAAGGCUGAGGGCACUGUAGGUUUCAUAUUGUCAACAUCAUUAACAAUAUCAGAGAUACAGUCCUUUCUAAUCUCAGGUGGCUUGAGUCCCAUUGAUUUUGAUGCUUAUAUUUGCAAUAGUGGCAGUGAUCUAUACUAUCCAUCCCUCAAUCCUGGAGAGCGCCCAUUUGUGGUUGACUUGUAUUACCACUCACACAUUGAAUACCGUUGGGGUGGAGAAGGGUUGAGGAAGACUUUAGUGCGAUGGGCUGAUUCAACCACUGAUAAGAAGGGUGAUAAUGACGAACAAAUUGUGAGUCCUGCUGAACAGCUUUCUACCGACUAUUGUUAUGCUUUCAAAGUGCGAAAGCCAGGAAUGGCUCCCCCUGUGAAGGAGCUUCGGAAGUUAUUAAGGAUCCAAGCUCUACGUUGCCAUCCUAUAUAUUGUCAAAAUGGGACAAGACUGAAUGUAAUUCCUGUGCUGGCAUCUCGUUCCCAAGCUCUCAGAUACCUGUAUGUUCGAUGGGGUUUUGAACUGUCAAAGAUGGUGGUGUUCGUCGGAGAAUGUGGUGACACAGAUUACGAAGGACUUCUUGGUGGUCUACACAGAAGUGUCAUACUGAAGGGAGUGGGAAGCAGUGCAAUCAGUCAACUCCAUAAUAACAGAAGCUACCCUCUUUCAGAUGUCAUGCCAUUAGACAGCCCCAACAUCAUCGAAGCAACUGAGGGGACUAGGGGUGCUGAUAUCCAGGCUUUGAUCGAAAAAGUGGGAUAUCUCACUGGAUGAUAGAAAUUGAAAAUCAUUUUAGUAAUAUGCCUCUUCGUGUUUGCCUGCUAUGAAACCCUACUUCUGAGCAAGCAUAUAAUCUGAAAUUUAUCCACAAUGUUCGUAAAGCUUUUUUCCUCCUCUCUCCUCUGUAACUUCUAUAUCAUUCUCUUCGUCACAAACUUCCACAUGAAACAUAUUUCCUCUGGUUUCCCCCCUUAUCUCCUUGUUGGUUCUGUAUCUUACAUAUUACAUUUUUAAUAAAGGCCACUUCUCAUUUCCCGUGCCUUGUUUCUUUUGUCGAUUUUAUACCGGCUUAUCUCGUGACUGGAGAUCACAAUCUCGCUGGAUGGCGAAUAUCCAAUUCCUCUUGUACUCAACAUCCUCUUUCUUCUUUUCCUUUUCCUCGUUAUGCUAUAGUAGGAGCGUACACAAAUAUAUAAAAAAGAGAUUACGAAGAAAAAAAAUCAACAUUCAAGAACCAAGAAUAUAGGAGAUUCAAUUCAGGUCAGUAAAGACAUUGUGCAGAGCUUUUGUGAAUCAUAAAGAAACCACCAGAUGGUUUCUUCUCGAAUAGGGCAUUAGGCUUUGAGUGUCAAGUACAUCGUUGUUUUGUCUUGUGGCACACUUGAUUAGUGGCCCGUGAUAUUUCAUUUAAUGCGAGAAAUCUUGUUAUAGUUUUAUUUA